GGGUGCAGUCACAGCUGGAGGGAUAAUAAGAUGCGCAUGAGCUAGCUAACUGGCUGUGGAUAGAAGAGAAAGUUUUUUUGAAGGGGGGGGAGAACUUUGGGAUAUUUGACUGGGUAUCCGCUUAUAUAUUGGUUUUUAUACAUAUUUUCAGUUUUAAAGUUCCGGCAGAAGUUUUUUGUCUUGCUAACUGCACUGUGAAUUAACUCUUCAUUUCUCGUUUUCUGGUGUUGCUUGAAUUUAGAAGUUUUUGCAGUACUUUUGUCAGGAUUGUAAAAACCGCCUUCUUGAAAAAGUGGAGUGGGAGGGUCCCAGAUGUUGAAUAGUUCUGUAUCCAGAUGUGAGACGUACAAUGAAACUAGAAAUUAGUUAAAGCAAGCAUAAUCUGCUAAACCCUGCAACUAAAUGUACACAUGCAAGAUUUCCGGCGAUUGAAGAACGUCGACUGACAGUGGACUACAACUGAUAAAAGUGGACUACAUACAGCAAGAAACAUUUCCAAAGAAUGGCCUUAAUCUAAUCGAGCUUUGGGAGCAAUACAGUCGCUUUCAGCGGAGGACGUGGAAGAGACGAAACAGCGUUAAAUUUCUUUUAUAAGGGAUCAUUUUUAUUUAUUGGCUUUAAGCGCUUUGCAAGCUCAAUCCGAGGAUGAAGUCGGAAUCAACAGGCGUUUCCCGCUGACUCGAAAGCCACGUUUCUGUAUAACUUCGGGCGCCCCAUUUUAGGAUACCGCGUAUCUUUUCCGAAAUGUCCCCCUACCCAAGAAAUCGGGGUUUAUGAUCAUUUAUCUGGGAGGUGCUGUAUUCGGUCACCCCAGGCUACGAGAUGGAGAAAAUGAUACAGCGGCGUAAUAUUUGUUGGUAAUACUUUGGUCACCUUUUCGGGACGCUGGACGGUUGAUAUAUACAUAUAUAUUUUUGCACAGUGAGCAUCUCGGUAAUCGGAGGACACCCUAAUGUCUACCUGCAGCAGCUCGUCUCCUUCGCCCUUGCCUAAAGCGUACCCUCAUCCUCAGCAUCCCGCUGCACCACCGACCCCGUCGCCGUCCCCCAGCCCCCCAGCGCCCUUCUGCAGGCUCUCUAACGGGAGCCUGAGUGCCCCGAGUCCCACCAACUCCCGAGGCUCCUUUCACGGCGUCUCCUUCCUCCUCCAGAUCGGACUCACCCGGGAGACGGUUAACCUGGAAGCGCAUGAUCUCUCGUUGUCUGCCGUCAAAGAUCUUGUCUGUUCAAUAGUGGACCAGAAGUUCCCAGAGUGCGGCUUCUUCGGCCUCUAUGACAAGAUCCUGCUCUUCCGGCAUGACCUGAGCUCCGACAAUGUGCUGCAGCGACUGACAUCGGCUGAGGACAUCCACGAGGGGGACCUGAUUGAGGUCGUCCUCUCUGCUCUCGCUACUGUCGAGGACUUCCAGAUCCGGCCGCAUGCCCUGUUUGUGCACUCGUACAAGGCCCCCACCUUUUGUGACUACUGUGGGGAGAUGCUGUGGGGUCUGGUUCGCCAGGGCCUCAAGUGUGAAGGUGAGUGCAAUGCCUCUGGCAAUGCAGCCCACGUAUUUGGCCACUCACGUGGAUGUAUACCGUCUGGCUACCCGAACACUAAAGAACGCCUAAGUGCGGUGGUAGGUGCGUUAGCAUCCGUACAUAUGACCCUUAUCAUGGAGUCCAACACAGCCACAGAAUAUACCCAGACUGGCCCUCAAGCCACUGUGUACGGCACAGCCAGGGGGCAGCAGCAGAAACUCAGAAGUUUACGUGAAGACUCCAGGAGAAGUCAGCCGUCACGUCUCUGCACUCUGUCCCGGGAAUGGGGGCAGUGGGUGGGAGUCGAAGGCAGCACAUGGCGCUUAGCUGCAGGAUGCCCCCAUCGAGCGUGCGACUUCCUGCCAUUACAGAUAGAGGCCUUUGAAGCCCAAAUCUGGACCUUUGAAUGGAGUCCAGCAUGCGGCGGCAAUCGCCGGAUGGGAUCUUCAAACGGCGCUUGUGAAACCGGGCGGAGCAGUGCCAUGUGCUGCCACUCUUCCCUCCCCAGAAGGCAGAGCGAGCGGAGGGUCAGGGGUGUGAACUUUAAGGGCAUGGCACCGGGAGCACACUGCCUGCUCAUAUCCACUCCACCAUUAACUGAAAAAGGAUGUGGGCUCAACUACCACAAACGCUGCGCCUUUAAGAUCCCGAACAACUGCAGCGGGGUACGGAAGCGCCGCCUAUCCAAUGUGUCCCUGCCAGGGCCCUCGCUGUCGGUCCCUCGGCCCACUCCAGCCAAACAUGCUGCCAUGCCACAGGAGGAGCAACGGUCGCACCAGGAGGCGGGGAAGCGCAUCCCGUCAUGGAGCGGCAGGCCCAUCUGGAUGGAGAAGAUGGUCCUGGGUCGGGUGAAGGUGCCCCACACUUUUGUGGUGCACUCAUACACACGGCCCACUAUCUGCCAGUACUGCAAAUGCCUGUUAAAGGGGCUCUUUCGCCAGGGCAUGCAGUGCAAAGAUUGCAAGUUUAACUGUCACAAGCGGUGUGCAUCAAAAGUACCCAGGGACUGUCUUGGUGAAGUUGUGUUCAAUGGAGAGCCAGCAAGCCCAGGGCCGGACUCCGACACCACCAUGGAGGUGGACAGCAACGACAUGAACAUCGAUGGCAACCGAGGCUUAGAUGACCCAGAGGAGCCCUCCACUCCAGAGGAGAAGAUCUUCUUCAUGGACUCCCCCUAUUUGGAUGGAGAGAAGGACGAGGAGCCAGUGAAGACCAUCAGCCCCUCAACCAGCAGUAACAUCCCCCUAAUGCGAGUGGUGCAGUCCGUCAAGCACACCAAGAGAAGGAGCUCCACCGUGGUGCGGGAGGGCUGGAUGGUACACUACACCAGCAGAGACAACCUGAGGAAGCGGCAUUACUGGCGGCUAGACAGCAAGAGCCUCACGCUCUUUCAGAAUGACACUGGAGCCAAAUACUACAAGGAGAUUCCCCUGUCAGAGAUCCUACAGGUGGAAGCCGCGAAGGACUUCAGCAGCCUGGCCCAGGGCAGCAAUCCCCACUGCUUCGAGAUCAUCACCGACACCAUGGUGUACUAUGUGGGCGAGACCGGCGGUGGACAGUACCACAACCCAGCGCUGGCUGCCUCGGGGGUGGGCCCGGACGUGGCCCAGGGCUGGGAGAGGGCCAUCCGACAGGCACUGAUGCCCGUCACCCCCCAGCCCAGCGUGUGCACGACGGCGGGACAGGGCAAGGACCACAAAGAGUUAUCCAUCAGCAUAUCCGUGUCUAACUGCCAGAUUCAGGAGAAUGUGGAUAUCAGCUCAGUCUACCAGAUCUUUGCGGAUGAGGUUCUGGGAUCUGGACAGUUCGGGAUAGUAUAUGGAGGCAAGCACAGGAAGACGGGGAGAGACGUGGCCAUCAAGGUCAUCGACAAAAUGAGGUUCCCCACCAAGCAGGAGAGCCAGCUGAGAAAUGAGGUCGCCAUCCUGCAGAACCUGCACCACCCCGGCAUCGUGAACCUAGAGUGCAUGUUUGAGACGCCGGAGAGGGUCUUCGUAGUCAUGGAGAAGCUCCACGGCGACAUGUUGGAGAUGAUCCUGUCCAGCGAGAAGAGCAAGCUGCCGGAGCGAAUAACCAAGUUCCUGGUCACGCAGAUCCUGGUGGCUCUAAGACACCUACACUUCAAGAACAUCGUACACUGUGACCUGAAGCCAGAGAAUGUGCUUCUGGCAUCGGCCGAGCCCUUUCCCCAGGUGAAGCUGUGCGACUUCGGCUUCGCUCGCAUCAUCGGCGAGAAGUCAUUCCGCCGCUCUGUGGUCGGUACUCCAGCGUACCUGGCCCCUGAGGUACUACGCAGCAAAGGCUACAACCGCUCACUGGACAUGUGGUCAGUGGGCGUCAUCAUUUAUGUCAGCCUGAGCGGUACUUUCCCCUUCAACGAGGACGAGGACAUCAAUGACCAGAUCCAGAACGCGGCCUUCAUGUACCCACCCACUCCCUGGAAGGAAAUUUCCAGAGAAGCUACUGAUCUGAUCAACAACCUUCUGCAAGUGAAAAUGAGAAAACGCUACAGCGUGGACAAGUCUCUCAGUCACCCCUGGCUACAGGACUAUCAGACGUGGCUGGACCUCAGGGAGUUCGAGACACGCAGGGGGGAGCGCUACAUCACCCAUGAGAGUGAUGAUGCGCGCUGGGAGGAGUACGCCGACGAGCACAACUUGCCCUAUCCAAAGCACUUCAUCAUGGCACCCAACCUUGAUGACAUGGACGAGGACCCCUAGAGGCGGGAGGACUGCCUGUCGCAAGCGCCAGGGAGGUAGAUAUAGGACAACACUCCUGCGAAAUAUGAUUGGAGUUGUUCCCUUCACCUGAAACCAGCUAAUGGAGAGUGCGAGAUUGAGCUGGAGCAACGAAGGGGGGCAGGCUUGGCCGAACCGGGCCAGACCAUGCAGUACCACAUGACACAGACAGGUGGCACUGUGCAGGUGCUUUAGCAGUGUGGCACUGUGGGGAAACAAUGAACCCGUUACUGACUAGUGACAUUAAUUUUCAGGGCUUUCCUCUUUUCCCCCUUUUUAAAUAAUUCCCGACAUUCCAGAGAGCUUCUCUUCACCUCCAGUAGACUGCUUUUUCGUAAGCCACAAAAAAAUAAUACCGGUAACUUUGAAAGUUUCACUCGAAACUUGAGUCAUCUUUGUCGUGUGUGGGAGCGCUCGGGUAACCGAAACGGGACGCUCGUUCAACCCAGAGAAGGGCUAAAUCCAGGAGCAAACCGAAGAUUAAAAACACGUCGUACAAGGGCUGUUUUCAUGAAGACGUCUUUAAAAAUCUUCGCAUUAGUAGGUUUGUUUUUCCUUAAGCUAAGUGCUAUUUCUGUUUUUCGAAAAAGCCGUUUCCCUUGAAUGACUGUGUUGAUUAGCGUUAAACUGGAACAUGUACCAUAAAUGCGGCAGGCAUUUGUGUUGCUUUUCUGAACCAUGCCUAGAUUAUCUGGCGUUUGACUGACCCCAGCUUGUGGACGAAGACGUUGGAGAAAUCGGAAGCUGCUACCCAGAUGAUGUGUGUCGCUAAAAACAAUUGGGGGUGGGUGGGGUUAACAGUUACUUUAGUUAUUUAUUCCUGAAGUGUAUCAAUGUGGCGAACGUGAGCGUGUUUCCUGUUACCCUGUUUGUUGAAAUGACGUUUUGUAAUGGGUAUUAAUGGUGGCGUUAUUUUGAGCAAGAGUGACAUUUUCAAGUGUCCCGUGUGUGACAUUUCUCCUUUCCUAUGUUUUUUGUAAUAUUGUUGUAAUAUUUUGAUAUAUACCAGCCAUGCCAGUUAACACAGUUGAAACUGGCCGUAUUACACAGGAAUGCAGUUGAAAGACCCCGAUUUAAGAAAACUGUUAUAAUUUCUGAGAACCAAAAUACCUGUGGCACUAGGGGUUUCAAAAUACAUUUCUUGUUACUAAAAUGCCAUUUUAAGAUUCUCUUUUACUUUUUCAGUUUACUGAUCACCCAUCUAAAUCUAAAUCUUUUCAUUUCUAAUUGACAUUGUCUCUCUGAAGAACCCCCAGUGGUUUACAGUGUUAGCUGUUAUUUUUUUAAUCAUCCACCCCCCCCCCCCCCCCAGUCUGUGAUGCUAUCAAAGAGUUGUGUGUUUACAAGGGGGCAGCAGAAGGAAACAGUUUGUGAUGUGUGCUUAAUCCACGGAGCCUCGCGUGAUGGCCGGUGUAUCCCACAAUGCACUGUGGGGACUCUGCAUCGAGGAGGCUGGCGGAGGAGAAGUCCGAGUCUCAGGGACAUCAGUGAUCUUGGGUCCUAAAACCGAAUCAGGAUCCACCGGUCGGUACUGAUGACACAGAGAUGAAGACUGGAGAUCAGAACACUCUGUUUAGACAACUUCCUCAUGGUCAAUGAGCCAGAGCAAAGGAACAGAAAACCCUCCAUCUCUACAAACUGUGUCAGGAAGCACCUUCUCCCUGCAGGAUUCUCCAUUUUCUAUUUUAUUAAGCAGCAUCAUCUAACGUGAAGGAGAACUAGAAGAUUGAUGCACUCUAAAUCUGUACUGGAGCUAGUGUAGGGUGGUCAGUGGGUGGCAUUCUGGAACAUUCCGAUUGUGUGCAUGCAUGGGUUUGCUCAGGCCUUUCAGAUGCUUAUUAUUAUUUAUGUUAUUCUUAUUUUUUACCUUCUUGGAAAGUGCAAUCCAAAGAAAAGGACUCAGGCCAUAUAGAGCCUGUAGAUCUCUGUUCAGUACAUUCCUCACUGGCUCUCUCUGCUGACACACUGUCUCGCAGCCUUAAUAAACACGUGCAGUGGGGUGCACUGUUGUUGCCGUAGCGCGGAUGGCGCCAGUGGAGAGCCUCAUGUCGCGCGAGCAAUUCCAAACGUCGCCAUUUUGAGCAAAAAAGUUCGGCCUCAAACGUGACACUUCCCCAACGUUGUGUGUCUCUGUGUGUUGCGCGGCGAGCUGCUCUUGAAUAUCCAUCAUCCAGCACCUUCUGCGUCUGAUUCCGGCGAUUAUCACGCCGCCUGCAGACCUAAGGGGAGGAAGGGGGGAGUCUGAGCGGCUUGUAACAUUGACACGAGCCGGCGACCGCACAAACUGACGCCCGUGCCUUAAGGAAGGAUUCCCGACAGGUGUGACAGUGCCUGGGCUGGACCCUGCCCCGGGUCACCAACAGAGCAUAAAUGUGGCACCAGCACAUGGAGUGGGCAGCAGCAUCUAUCUCACAAUCAUGGACAGGCCUUCUGUGUUGCCACUGGACUGGCAGGUGUCAGUGUCCUGUAUAGUUUAGUGCCUACAGAUUUAAUAAAAGUCGUGUACUUGUAACAUCA
This is a messenger RNA of Brienomyrus brachyistius, 6772 nucleotides long. It is a transcript of the gene prkd3, whose product is annotated as protein kinase D3. The transcript has 20 exons. Gene Ontology annotation, biological process: protein phosphorylation. Gene Ontology annotation, molecular function: ATP binding; protein serine/threonine kinase activity. The record is from RefSeq and is a predicted model, not a curated record. Lineage: Eukaryota; Metazoa; Chordata; Actinopteri; Osteoglossiformes; Mormyridae. The coding region runs from base 953 to 4237 and encodes 1094 amino acids.